AUGGAGACAAAGAAUGUCAGCAACAAGGGUUGCGGAGUCCCGGAUCGGUACAAGGGUGACAAAUUCAUCGCCAUUGGUGUCUCGGGGUGUGCUCUAGCAGUAACGGCCUUCGUGCUGAGAAUGCUGGCCAGCUUGGGCAAAAAAGGCCGCCAGGUAUCAUGGGAUGACCUUACGAUGGGCAUUGUCGUCUUGCUCAACAUACCUCCCACUGUGUUUACCUAUUACCUGGUGAAGAACGGCCUCGGACGAGAUAUCUGGACAUUGACCGACGUCCAAAUCACCAACGUCUUGAAGUUCUACUUCAUGGGAGAGAUCUUCUACGUAGUCGCCCUCGGAAUCUCCAAGAUCUCCAUCCUCUUCUUCUACCUCCGCGUCUUCCCAGCCAAGAGUUUUAAGAUCCUCACGUACAGCGUUAUGGGUGUAUCGGCAGCCUAUACGAUCGCAUUCUUCUUUGCAACUACCAUGCAAUGUUGGCCUAUCCGCCACGCCUGGACACAGUGGGAUGGACUCCACGAAGGCAGAUGCAAUAAUAUUCAUCUCCAGGGUUGGAUUGCUGCCGCUGUCAACAUUGCGCUUGAUGUUGUCGUCAUGAUACUUCCCAUGAAACAUCUCGCAGCGCUGAACAUGAGUUUGAAGAAGAAGCUGAUGGUCAUGUCCAUGUUUUCAGUCGGUAUCUUUGUCGUCUUCGUCUCGGCCAUCCGUUUAUACUCCCUCAUCCAUUUCGCCUCCACGGAGAACAUCACCUGGAACUACGUCGACGCCGGUAUCUGGAGUUUGAUCGAAAUCAAUGUCUCAAUCAUUUGCGGAUGCAUGCCUGCCCACCGACUGCUAAUCGUCAAAUUAUGGCCAAAGAUGAGGGCGAACCUCGCCUCGAGCAUGAACCUGUCAACCAAGAAGUCUACCAACCUCAGCACCACCGAUUCCCAGUUACCGGUUGAGAAGGUGGUAACGCGGAUUUCGUGCAAGCCCAAGAAGAAAGACGAGGACAAUUUCAUCCCGCUCGUUGACAUGGACAACAGCGAUCGAACCAGGUUGACGAAGGCAGAUCACAAUUCACGAGAGUCCGCUGGAUGGAUCACGCAGACUCACACUGUGGAAAUCAGCAUGCGCGAUGCCUCGAGGAUGAAGAGUAGAGAAGCACCACCGCCCGAUUGGACGGAGAAGCCUACGACAGGAAAGGAACACGUUUGA
Messenger RNA from Pyrenophora tritici-repentis Pt-1C-BFP, 1191 nucleotides. RefSeq lists its product as uncharacterized. NCBI's taxonomy places the organism in Eukaryota, Fungi, Ascomycota, Dothideomycetes, Pleosporales, Pleosporaceae. The record is from RefSeq and is a predicted model, not a curated record.